AAUAAAUUCUAAUUUAUUUUCUUUCAUCCAUCGAUCCAUCUUUCCGUAAUAAUAACAAAAUGAUAAUAACUUAUUAUCAUUUUUGAUACAUACAUACACAAAUUGCAUACUGCAAGAUGAGUGUUGUUACGCAUGUAAUUGCCAAUUUUGGCACGAAAUAUUUCGCCAAAAUUAUAUUCAUGCGUUCCCUUCGCUACGAUCCGUUCUCACAAAAUUCGAAAAAGCAGACAAGGCGGAGAAAAAAAAGAACGUUCCUCAAAAACUUGCACAUCUCUCCGCAGUAAACCGACGACAAAGCUACUCAAACUAAAUUCGGCGAUACGAUGGACAAUCCUCCUCCUCCUGCUGCGGGUGAUGACGACCUUUUUCCUGACAACGAAGGAGAUGACAUGGACAUGAACGACGAGUACGAUGGCGACAUGAACGACGCCGAAGGAGACGAAAAGUCUGGGGAUCAUUUUUAUGGCGAAAACCUGACUCAGGAUGACCUCCUCCCCCUUGGACAAGGUGACGACGACCCUGCCCAGGUGAAUGACCUCCUUCCCUUGCAAUUUCACUCCUUCGCCGAUAACUACAUAGUCGCCUAAUGUAUCCUCGCUAACUUCCCUGACUACAACGUCCGAAUAAAUCGCCGUGUCUGUAAAUCCUGAACCGCCGCGGGGGGCGUGAUUCUGUCCCGACGGAAUGGCGGGAACCAAAAAGCCGCCCUCAAAUUCGAGCGGGAAGCCGAUGGAAAACAGACGAUCGGCCGGCUCAACAAGCUGCUCGCGGGGACGACCACGCCGCGCCUUCUGCUCCCCGCCGACUACGCAACCCUUGUCAUUUCGACGGCCUGCAUGCGCAGCAAGACGGAUGCCCGGGCACCGCCAAGGUUCCAAGUUUUUCUCGAGCGUUACGGGGGGUACGUUAAGGGGGUCGAAUUUCAUCGGACGGCUGGGCGACAGGAUGACUUCGAGAUGUUUGACGAUGUUAAAGCGAUCCUGCAGACGUGUCGGAAUCUGAAGGAUUUUGCAUUCCUCCCAUAUAAAGGCGAAUUUGUGGCGACAGGACAGCCAGGUCAGCAUCAAGGACAGCUGGCCGCCUUCCGUCAAACCUUGGCAUUUACUCCAGUCCGACCUCCUUUCUCGCUGACCGUGAACAUGACCCCCAUAAAGCUGACCACGUUAGUGGUCCAGAUGUCUCAACCUCGACAUCUGGCCGUGCUUAUCAGGAUGUGCGGUAACCUACGUGAUCUCAUCUUUCUCGCGCCCAAAGCCGACACUCGGACCGCAGCAGAUUUGUUGGAGGAUUGGGAGCAUUUUCAAGACGCGCUGAACGAGGCUGGAGGAAUGAACCAGAUUCAAUCACUCAGCCUACAGGACUGGGACCACGUUCCCAAUGUGGAAAUGAAAAACCUCCGGACUUUCAAGCUAUCCGUUCAGCACGGAAUCUCCACCAUUCCAGUGUCUCAGAAGAUUUCCUACCUCACUCUUUAUCCUCAAGUCCGAAAUGUUCAUAUCUACAUGCGCCAGAUGCGAGCCACGCUUCCCGAGAAUGGGUCCGUCCACCGUUUUGUCAAUAGGUUUCCCGGAAUGACUACGCUCCUCGUUGACGUAAAGCCGGAGACUCCCCUCAUCGAUAUGAACCAGUGGGAUAACAUACAGCAAGAAAACAAUGUAAUGAACGACGACCGCCAGCCGCCGCACCUCCAAUUCACUUCCAACUUUUUGGCGAAUGAGGCGCUCUUCUUGGGAAACGUGUCGUUGGAGAAGGUAAAAUUUGACGAAGAGUUGAAGCUCGGAGCCACAUUAUCGAAACUGCUCCAAAUACAAUUUUAGUCCAAACGAUUUGAAAUACUUGUGACAAAAAAUUCGCAAAAUUAAUUGAGUGUCGAAGUUUCAUAAUUUGCUGGUGGAGAUGACGAUAAU
This is a messenger RNA of Folsomia candida, 1907 nucleotides long. RefSeq lists its product as uncharacterized. NCBI's taxonomy places the organism in Eukaryota, Metazoa, Arthropoda, Collembola, Entomobryomorpha, Isotomidae. The record is from RefSeq and is a predicted model, not a curated record. The coding region runs from base 837 to 1817 and encodes 326 amino acids. The transcript is spliced from 5 exons.